UUUAAAUAAUUGUUCCUUAUUAACACACGCCUUAUUUACUAAUUAACACAGAUGAUUGGAUAGAUAUAAAUAAAUGUUAAUAGUUAACAGUUUUUACUAUUUCAUUCCCCUGUUUUCAUUAAUAUUGUAAUAAAAAAUGACAAAUAUAUUGACUGUACACUUCAAAUAGUACUGUACCGACACAAGCCUGCUACGAUUUUAUUAUUAGAAAGCACUAGAGACACAGAAAUGUACGGUAGAUAUGUAAGAAUGUAUAAAAAUACUCAUGUGUAAAUUGCUGUUUUAUUGAAACAAUACAAUUUGCUUUGUAUGUGAUCCGUAAUCCGUAAAGAUCGAAGGUAUCGAAUAUGAAUAAAAAAUUUUAAAUACUUAUUGCACUAUUGUUAACUGCUUUUUACACAGUUCAGAAACAAUCUAAAUUAGAUUUCAUACAUGUCGCCUAUUUAUAGUAUCGUAUUGUAAACAAGUCAUUACACGCACAUAUUCCUGCUGAUGCAUGCUGGACUUCCCGACAAUGCGCGACACACUUGUCUGCCAACACUUGCUUGUUAAGAGCUGUUGGCAGACUUGACACCUGAUCGGUUAUAAUUUGUGAAUUUAUUUGGAAAAUAAAGUAAUCACUACAACUUUUCAUCUGUUACAACAGAUGAAACAUAUACAAACGGUUUUUCAAAAUUCUUAUAUUCUCUUUUCUUUAUGCUUCCACCACCCCCUUAUUUUUAUUCAACGCCCCCCAAUUGCACCCGAGGCUACUACUGCCCUCCUGGAUCGUUCCAGUGCCCCCCAGGGGGCGGUAUCGCCCACUUUGGGAACCUCUGGCCUAGAUACUGGUACUGACAAAUCCCAGCUCCGCACAAGGAAUGGCUCAGUCUUAUUCUUUCAGAACUUCAUGUAAAACUCACUUCCCACCCCGACUGCAUUAUGAAAAAGGUUUUAAUCAAACUGAUUAGAGUAAAGUGGUUCUAGGAUAUUAAAUCAGACUGCAGUUGAUAAUUCAGCCAUAAGUCAUCAAGACGUCUUCCCAUUCAAAAAUUAGAAGUUGUUGAAAAAAGUUUAAUUGCACAAAGAUCAUCAUCAACUGAAUCAUCCUUUGAAGGCCACUUCAUGUCUUAGCUUCUACCAUUAUCAGUUAUAGCAGAGCACCAGUUCUGCUAUGGUUAAGGUUAAAACCAGCUCUCUUUAAAGCCCAACUCUGACUGCUCUAAAAUCCAGUUACUCUGCCUGCAUUGAAAUUGUCUUGUUCUCUUCUUUAAAAGAGUCAACACUAUUGCAUCUACCUUCGGUAAAUAUUCACUAGAGAAAGGAGGAACAGAGAGGGUUUUACAAAAUUAGAUAAAUGCUGAAAGCUUGUCUACAUGGUGUGUGUUCACACCAGCUGGAGUGUAAAUUCUAGUGCACACCAGCAUGCAGAUACUUGCUGUCUGUGUGGGCCCUGCUGGUGUGCACUAAAAACUCCUUAGUGCAUAUUGACUUAGACAUUAAGAAACUUAAGUGCAUGCUAGCCGGGUCCACGUAGACAGCAAGUGUGUGACAUGCUAGUGUGUAUCAGAAUUUACUCCACAUCUGGGAUGCACUAAUACCUCAUGUAGACAUGUCUUUAGAUGGCGUUUUGGAACUUCUAAUCAUUUGGUUUACCUGCCAAGCUAAUAUAAAAUUUGAAAGGUCAUUUAAUUAUUUUUACCAUUAUACUCUGGAGUCUAAAUCUGAGGUUUUUAAAGUAAAACAGGUGAUACUGAGAGCAUUGAGAAUUUUUUUUCCCCCACUCCUUUAAGGUAGCUUUUUUUGUGCAACGUGACAAAAUGCACUAUUUCCACGGAAGCAUGAGCUGAACUGAGAGCCUAAGACUGAGAGUUUAACAUCCCUUUAGCAUGUGAAAGAAUGCACUAUAAUCAAAACAAUAUUUGCAUUUAUAAAACUUCUCAUUGGCUGUUAGUCACAACCAAUAAAGGUAGUAACAAGAGCAGAGUGAGUACAACUGCAGACCAUCUCUUGUCCUUGAUCUCUGUGCAGCUCUGCUAAUGCCAAGAGUUGCUUACUGUUUAACAGAUAACUCCCAUUGGCUGUGGAUGUUGGUGCAUAUAGAAGUUUCACCUAAAGAAAGAAGGGCAGGAUAUCUAUAGUGAUAAAUAGGCAUGGGAGAAUUUGAUUAAUAUAAUUUGACUAGUAUCAAAUUAAAAAUGAUCUAUUUAAAUUUUCACAGCUGUGCUAAGCUUUGUUUAUAUAUUUAAAUUUUUUCAAUUGCAGGAAAUUAUGGGGGGGAGGGGCCCAGACAGUUAUUUGAUAGUAUAUGCUGAGAUUCAAAAAGUUACGGCUUUAUAACCAUUGACAUGUUGUCAACAUCAGAUGUCAAAAUAUACAAAGUAAAUAUCCUUAAAUCAAACUCUAAAAUUCGUAGGCAAAGUAAGAAAUGCUGUUUAUCUGUAAAUUUUGAUCAUUGGUGGAAGUUUUGUUGGUUUGUGUGUACAGUGAAAUCAAUGUUUAUCAACACUUAUCAAUUUAAAAAUCUAAUCUUUCCAAGUCUGGUUAAGUGUCUCCUGUAUAAGCCUGCUUUCCCCACUUUCACAUGAUUGUUUCUUGCAUCAGGAUUUCUAAGAUCACACUUUAUUUUUUAGUUGACUUAUUUAAAAACUACUGGCAAAGAUAUUUUACAGAUUAAAAAAAAAAACCCUGCCUGGACACAAAUGAAAGGCUAUUGAAAAUUGUAGCCACACUAAAGUGAGCAAUAGAUAAAAUGGCUUAAAGUUUAGAAUUGCAGCAUUAAUAGUUGGCUAGUACUUUAGCCAUUUUAAAUAACUUUAAAGGACAAAAGGACUUUUAUUCACUGUCCAGUCUCUCUGGAAGCUACAAAUAGAAACAUGCCCUAUCUUCUUUCUUCUGAGUGCACUAGUUUGGAUCAGAUUGCUUAAAUACCAAUAUUAAAUAAACUGCUUAACUAAAAAACAGAACUGAAGCUUCUGUUCAUUAACCUACAAAGGUUAUAUGGGCUUUGCAGAUAAGGAAAGUGGGUAAACAGGGAAAUGUGAAGAGUCUAUCUUUUAAAGUCAUGAUACAAACUGAAGUUAGCAAGAAAACUCAUACGUGAGAUUGAGCCAAGCACUUUUUGUGCGAGAAGAUUUCCCUGAACUGUAAAUACCCACCAUUUGAAGCAACUACCACCCUUUGCCAAAACAGUAGGCUAGAGGACAAAGAUUCCAACUUAAUUCUGAAUUUAAACGUUUCAAAAUUCUUUUAACAUGACACUAGUAUUUAAGUACUAAUACAGUGCAGUUGUGUUGUCUGCAAACAUAUCAAUAUUGAACAAUAUAUAGACAGGUAAUAAGCUUAAGUGUAUAUUUGUCAGAAAGAGAUGGCAAGAAUACUCAGGUAGGCAAGGUGUGUUGCCUAAUUAACAGAUUAAGCAUUAUAUGUAAUAGUGUUACAAUGUAUCCAUGAUAAUGCAGCCUGUCAACACUGGGUUUACCGUACCUGGCUGGCUAUUUACCGUAGUAGUAAGCACCUUCCUUCCUAUGUUGUUUACACAGAGUCAAACAAUGUCAUCUUAACUGUCAAUGUAAGCUUCCUCCACGUUGUCCAGUCCUUACAAGGCAACUUUAGUUUGAUAAGCAGAAAAUUAAUGGAGAUAUCCUAUCUCCUAGAACUGGAAGGGACCUUGAAAGGUCAUUGAGUCCAGCCCCCUGCCUUCACUAGCAGGACCUGAUUUUGGCCCAGAUCCCCAAGUGGCCCCUUCAAGGAUUGAGCUCACAACCCUGGGUUUAGCAGGCCAAUGCUCAAACCACUGAGCUAUCCCUCCCCCCAAUGAGAUUAGUCUUCUAAGGGCACCUUAGUUUUUAGCGGGGUAGAAAUGUUAUUCCCAAUAGCCUGUAAGCCUGGGAUUGCAAUUAAUGGGUGCAGGCCCCUAUAACUCCGCCUCGUGCUCUACAGUUACCUAAACUACCGUCCCUGCGCUGAGGGGCCUACAGGGCGAGGCCCCAGUUCUGCAAAGCCCCACCGAGCGGCGCUCUGCGGCAGGGGCGCCGGAACCGGGGGCCCCAGGGCCCCAUCAGUUCACCCGCCGUAAGGGGAUGGGGAAGUACCGAGCAGGGGGCGGGGUCUUGGGGGGAAGAGGCGGUGCAGGGCGGGGUCUCGGUUGCGGCUCCGGUGGCCCCCGCACCCUGAGGGAGCUUCCGCCGCUCCUGGCUGUGCGGGGCCCACCCCGGACCUGAAGAAGAGUGAAAGCUCGAAAGCUUGUACCUUGCACCAGCAGAAGUUGGUUCAAUAAAAGGUCCCAGCUUCUCUUUCAUGCUGUGAACCAAGGAGCAGAGAGAGACGACCACAGAACCUACACAACCAAGUACUUGAAUUCAGGAACUGUGUCUGUAGAUAGGCGGAGUGGCCUCCCUCUGACGCUGACCAGGAACCACUCCCUGCCCUGUGGUGGACGGAGCCAGGCCAGGCCCACCCUUUGCGCCAGAAGCAGAGGGGUGGAACAGGAAGUAUAAGAUGUGGGGCCUCCAGCUCAGUUGAGGGAGAGCCAUGGAAGGAGUUGGAUGCCUCUGCCUUACUGCUGACCCUUGAGCCAGAGACUGAGCUGUACCAAUCCCUGCCCCUGGAGGAAUACCCCAAGGAGCGGCUGAGUACCCUGAGGAACCUGAGGGCCCGUGAGCGACAAAGCCCUUUGAACAGAUGGAUAUAAUUAAAUAUACAGAUAGAAGUAUGGGAUUGGACGACAGCAUUACUUUAUACUGUUGGUAGAACCCUUUGAAGAAAAGAAAUAUUCAGUAUAAAUAGAUAAAGAGUAAGAGAGAAGUGGUGGAACUGCAACUCACUAUACUAACUUAUAUGAACCAACAGUUAUUUAUGCCACUGGGAGGCUGAAAGUCCUGGAAACAUGUUGUGUAAGAAAUGACAGAGAAUUUGCAAAGCUGUUGCCUAGCAAAUUGGAAGAUGGAGAUGGAGCUAGAUCCCGCUAAGGAUGACCUACCCCUAAUGGCCAACACACGCCACAUGCUUGUAAAGCAUUAUGUUUUGGACUUAGAUGUGGAUUUUAAAAGCCAAGUUAUUGAAGGCACCGUAGUUCUCUUUUUUGAGCCUGGGAGCAGAUGCAAAAAAGGAGGCAGUGCUGGGGAAGGAGCGUGCCUUUCACAGUCAGAUGAAACAUGCAAAAUUAGGGCAUCUGAACCUUGUCACAGUCCUGUGACAAAUGUAAGUGCCCGCUCAUCUAAAACAGGAUAUAAUGAUUUUGCAGUCUGUGCUAAAGGUGAAAAAGAUACUUCUGAUAAAAAUGGUAACCAUAGCAACGGGGAACAGGCUUCUGGGAUUUCUAGUUCAAAGAACUGCUGUGACAUAGAGAAUCAUGGGAGUGAAGAUUUUUUGCUGGUAUUGGACUGCUGUGAUUUAUCUGUGUUAAAGGUCGAGGAGGUAGAUGUUGCUGCUGUGCCAGGUAUUGAAAAAUUUACAAGGUCUGCCAAGCUAACUGAUGCUGAAGAGCUGAGAAAUCUUAGGAAUCAGAUUGUACAUGAACUUGUGACUUUACCUGCGGAUCGUUGGAGGGAACAGCUAUACUAUUACACCCGCUGCAGCCAGGCGCCUGGUUGUGGAGAGCUUCUGUUUUCCACUGGCACUUGGAGCUUGAUGAUAAGGAAAGCAGAGGUUCAAGCACCAAGAGACUUUCCUCGUGCAAUAAGGAUAUGGUACAAAACAAAGCCAGAGGGAAGAUCAGUUACAUGGACCACAGACCAGAGUAGCAGGCCAUGUGUUUAUACGAUGGGGUCUCCAAUAAACAACAGGGCCCUUUUUCCAUGUCAGGAGCCACCGGUUGCCAUGUCAACAUGGCAAACCACAGUCCGAACAGCUUCUUGCUUUGUUGUCUUAAUGAGUGGUGAAAAUUCAGCAGAACCAGCACAACUUCAAGAAGGUCUCUUAAGUUGGUACUAUUAUGUGACCAUGCCCAUGCCAGCAUCCACCUUUACUAUUGCUAUUGGGUGUUGGACAGAAGUUAAACAGGAAUCCCACACAUCUGACGUCCGGACAAAUAACGAGUUUUCCUCUCUGUUUUCAAGGGCCAAUCUCAGGUUGAUUGAAGGGAGCUGUGGUCAUGUGGCGUAUCCUUGCCGUUUCCAAAAUCCUGCUGCCAGUUCUCAGCUAGUCAUUCCUCAUCGAGUCUUUGCUCCAUGGUGCCUUAAGGAUCGCUGUGCAGAGAUCCUUCUUGAGCUGAUUCCUCAGUGCCUCUCAGCUGCUCAUGCUACACUUGGUACCCACCCCUUUUCCAGGCUUGAUGUGUUGAUAGUCCCUUCCAACUUUUCCAGUCUGGGAAUGGCCAGCCCACACAUCAUCUUCCUGUCACAAAGCGUAUUAACUGGAGGGAGCCAUCUCUGUGGAACACGUCUGUGCCACGAAAUUGCUCAUGCUUGGUUUGGAUUGGCCAUUGGUGCUCGUGAUUGGACUGAAGAAUGGAUAAGUGAAGGGUUUGCUACUUACUUGGAAGACGUAUUUUGGGCAGUAGCACAACAGCAGCUGCCACAUGACGAAGCAAGAGAGCAGCAGGAGUUGAAAGCUUUGCUGCGCUGGCGACGGCUCAGAGACGAGGUGCAGAACUCUGAAGAAGAGCUGCAGGUAUUAAGGCCUAACAAAGAGAACACAGGAGAAGUGAGUGAGUCUGGAACAUGCAUAAUCAAACACGGUCUUAAUGCAGAAAAAAUCUUCAUGCAGGUUCAUUACUUGAAGGGCUAUUUCCUUCUGCAAUCUCUAGCCAAGAGAAUUGGAGAGGCUACAUAUUUUGAAUUUUUAAGAAAGUUUGUGCAGAAGUUUCAUGGGCAACUGAUCCUUUCUCAGGAUUUUCUUUACAUGCUGCUGGAGGACAUCCCAGAACAAAAAGGGUACGGGCUAUCUGUUGAAAAUAUCAUCCAGGCCUGGCUUGACACUUCUGGAAUACCAAAGCCUUUGCUGGAAGAGUGUCAGACUUGGGACCAGUGUCGAUUAGUCCGGCAAGUGAAUGAUGAGGUCACAAAAUGGAUUCAAGUAAACCAGAGAGCCAGAAAAAGGAGCAAAAGGAAACGAAGGCAGGAUGAAGUGGCUUUCCAAAAGCUUCUCCCGGACCAGCUGGUCUUACUUCUGGAAUCUCUGUUGGAGGAGAAGACGUUAUGUCUCAGAACUCUGCAGUGCUUAGAGAAAACAUACCACCUUGAUGAGCAGGAUUCAGAGGUUCGACAUCGAUGGUGUGAGCUUGUUGUUAAACACAAAUAUACAAGAAGAUAUGCUGACAUUGAGAAAUUCCUCAAGGAAGAUCAGGCUAUGGGUGUUUACCUGUAUGGAGAAUUAAUGGUGAAUGAAGAUGCAAAACAACAGGAACUUGCCUAUAAAUGCUUUGCUGCAACACAAAAACAAAUGGAUGUGUCCUCAGCCAAAGUGGUGGCAGAGAUGUUAUUCUGAAGAGGUGAUUUUUCUUGAUUAAAGUAUUUAAUCCUCAGCCUGCUCUUUAGUGAGAGAAUAUGCAUAGCGCAGUAAAUAAACUCUUGCACAAUGUAGAAUUUGCUGAUAUUCAGCUUGAAGAAUCACUCAUUAAAUUUCUUGCAUGUUUUUUUUUUUCCCCACACCAUUGCUGGAGUAAUGGAUCACUGCUGCACAAGGGAUCUAGUUGAGGAGCAUGGAGAAGAGAGAGGUUUUUUUACUAAGACACUUCUACAUUUACAACACUUCUUAAACAUGGCUGCACUCACACCUGCAAAUAGAAAAUGAUAUGAACUUGCUAGGGGAUGGCAAUUACUGGAGUUGUUUAACAAAAUCUGUGUCCACAUGAGGCAUUGAACUCAUACACUUACAAACUAGUUGUCCAGCGUGGUUCUGGAUUCAAAUUAGUGUGGCUUACAUGCUUUUGAGUAUUUUGUGUGAGAUAGUUAAGAUUAGUGUUGGUUAUGCUAGGAAGUACCUGUUUAUAAAGAUACGCUAAUGACUGUCACAUAAAGAUAAACAUUUUAUAGCUUUAUUUUGAUUUGCUUCUGGUUCUACUUGAAAUUAGUGGCUAAGGGACAAAAGUAGAAGUCAUCUCACUAAACAUGGUUGAAAAAAAAGCAAAAUUGCAGUUAAGUAUAACCACAUAGAUGAAAGACAUUAUAUAAACUGGCCUUUUACACCAAAUACUAUAUAGAUAGUGACAUAUUCCCUUCUUUCAUCCUAUUUGAAUAUCCUGAGAUUACUUUAUGGUGUUUGUACAUGCAUGUUUAACCCAUAGUCAAUUAGGUUUGGUAUGAAGAUCCUUUCCAGUACAGCAUACCGCAGAUUUUUGUGUAAUGAUAUAAGCCAUCUGACAGCCUGUUUUCCUCGGUUGUUCACAUAACUUUACAGUUGAUUUGUGGUAACACAAUUCAGACAACAACUUAGCAAAAACAUUGGUCAGUAUUUGGUACUGAACAGGACCCCUUGAUUCGUCUUCCCUUCAAACCUGUGCAUGUAGGCAAUGCUUGAAAUCAGGCUCCAUUUGCGUUUGUGGCAUUUAUAUGGACUAGGAGAGUGGUUUUCAAUCAGGGGUCUGUGAACCCUUUCAGGGGGGCUGCAGCACCCCAGGGCUCAAACCCGGUGCCCCGACCCCUACCACUGAAGCUGGCAACCCCUCCACCCCAGCCAGGAGUGGUGGGGGGCUGAAGGUGGCAGCCUCCGUCCUGAAUCUGGGAGCGGCACAGGGCUGUGCCUGCCGCCCCUAGCUCCCCCUUGCCUGCACCCUGCGCGGUUUUCAAACUUUGAAUUGAGUCCCCCCUCUUUGAGUUAUUUUUUUGGUUGCAUUCUCCCACAGCCCAGACAGGCAGAGUGGUCUUGGUGCUCCCUCCCUGGACCCUGCUAUGCGGAGCUGGCUUCAACCAUGCCAGCCCUUGCCCCCCCUAAAUAGAAGUAAAACUAUGCCUAUGGGGAGCCCUGAGUUGCCCAGUAUUUUCACGGUAUAUGUUCUAGUCCAGGGGUUCUCAACCUUUUUUUUGCAGAGGUCUUCAACAUGCUAUAAAAACAAGCUAUUUGUGAAUAGCACCAUUCUUCUGGUACAGAGACAGUGACUAUAUGCCUAUGCCUGCCAAGAAAACUGUGGUAGGUUUGGAAUAGGCUUAGAGUGCCAGCAUACCAGUUAUUGGGGGGAGGGGGGUGUCUUGCUUUCUAAAACAGGUAGGAGACCAACUACAAAAUGUUUGCAUAGUCAUGUUUAGAUCAUCUAGGCUGAGAACCACCUACUGAACCCCAAACAAAAAAACACUAUUAACAGCUGAGCCUAUUUGUAAUGGUUUCAAAUGUUUUUAACGGCACCAAGGGCCUGAAAUAUGCAGUUAGAAUGGUUUGGUCUGCUGCAAUAUAUGGUGUUCUCUACCAAAAGUCUCUUAAAUACCUAGGGGAGUUUUAUUAAGGUAAAAAGGUUAAAAUUAUUUUAACUCCAUUGGUGAUUGCCUUUGUGUAACUUCCCUAUGCUAGUUACUGCAUGUGUCCUAUAACCAGCUUGGUUCUGAUGUUUGAAACGGGUGAUCUAAAUAAAAUUAUUUAAUCAGCUACCUGAAGGAGAUGAGAUCUUAAAGAUAUUGUCACAGAAAGUGUUUAAGAUACCAGAUUUACAAUCAUUGUUGUUUUAAACCUGAUUGUGUGAUGGGAGAGAGACUACACAAGUGUCCCUUAAUGUUGUGGCUGUUUGGGUUCCUGGCAUGCUGAUUUGUGAUUUAAGAUUAAAAUCACAUUGCCAGGGAUUACCACAUAACCAUGACUGUGCCUCCUAUUAUGAAAAUCCUAUCUCCCAUAUGCAUUGGAAUCCUCUACAAAAAAAAAUUCAAACAAAAGGAGAAAAUGCACCAUUGAAGACCUUCAUCCUAUCUUUGAGACGAAGACCUCUCUAACAAGGUGCAGAGCUUAGCUGAUUGGUGAACAGUGAUUGAUUUCCUCUUUGUUCACAGUGGCUAAGUUCUGCACCUGAAGAGAAGGUGAGAUGGGAAACUUCUUAAAAGUCAACCUACCCAGGGCAAAGUAGUUUGCUGGCUGAGGUACACAGUGGGUUGGGGUAUAGUUUUAUAGUGUGUGUGAAAUUGAGCUUGCAGAGCAUAAGAGAUGGUAGAGACUUGGAAAAGAACAGACUUUUCCUGUCAAGAAUGCAAGAAAUGCACUGUAAACUAUCAGGUUUGGCUACAAGCAAAGAAGCAGUCAAUAAGUCUGAAAAAUUUAUACAUAUUGUAAUGUAAUCUCAAUGCUUUUCUAAAAGUUGGAGACAAAUAUGUUAUUUGUUCUAAACCAACUUAAGUCUGUAAAGCUAUGCUUUAUAAAGUUUUAGCCAGUGAUUUCUCUAUGCUUAUUGCUUAGCAAUAUGUAUUGUUUGCAGGAAAUGAUUUUUUACGGCUGCUGCUGUUCCAGAUUGUUGAUGGACCCGUCCUCCGGUGCCUACUGAGCUGAUAUCAGUUCUGAUUUUACAUACUGGCUCAGUUCAGCAGGAACAGGAGUCGAGCCCUAAAGCAAAAAGAUGUGCCUAUGAAAAGUGUAACUUUUUCUGUCUGAAACCAAAUCUAGUACAGAUUGUGAUACUGUGCUUUUGAACACACGAGGUGUUCUAAGGAAGAAAAGCUUCCUCACUAUUGUAUAGAGAACUCCUGUUUUUUUUUUUUUUUCCUUUUAGUAGAACACACAAAAGGUAUGUAGUUAGUUACACAGUCUGCUUGUAUCACUAUUUUCACAAGCCUUGCUAACAUUUUAAAUUGGGGGAGCUUGUUUUCACUUCAGCUCUUCCCAACAAAUGAUCUUGUCCCCUUGGACCGAUAUUCUAAUGGCUAUAGCACCAAAGUAGAGUGAAACUGUAGGCAUCUACAAUGUGACUCUGCCUUAUGGUACUAAUAGGAGUAACUUUGCUCUUGAAUUGUGGGAAGACUAGUUAACACAACACUUCUAAAUUACAUUGGGAGACCUGUGACAGAACACAUGACAGUCAUAUGACUAUUAAGUAAUUCCCAUUCAUAACUGUAUUACUAUAAAUACCAGGCCAGAUGAUCACAUGGUGUAAUUCAACUCCAUUGAGCUAUGUAGAUAUACACCAGCUAAGCAUCUGGCCCUUAAUUAUAUUUAAAAACUUACUGUUUGUAACCUAAAGAGGGGAACUCCCUCCCCCCCCCCUUUUGAAAAAAAAAUGGGACAGUUAAGAAUAUACAGAGAGCUUUUACAAGCAUUCCUUUAUGGUGACACUGUUAUAAAUUUUACUACUGCUUCCGUUGCAGGAGAGAUCACAGAAAAAAAUCUUAAUAUAUCUACUACUAAAUCCUGGUAGUAUUAGGAUUUCAUUGAACCUGGUAGACAUCAAAGGAAGGAUUAUGUGCCUGCUAAAAUAAUCAGCUGACAAACAUUUACCUCUUAGUAUUUAUCUUUUCAAGGGCUUUUUGCUACCAAGCAUGUAAGAAAAAAGCACCAACUGCUCCCCACCCCUAAAAACAAAAAAAGGACAUUAUUGUGGAUCCAGCUAGUUACCUAGCACAAGCCACUUGCUGACCCUUAUUGUUGUUAAGAUUCAUUGUAUGGUGUUAUGACAAUUCUGUAUUGCAAAUACCAAAACAACUUAUGUCCACAUACAAAAAGGUGUUGAGAAGAGACCUGUUGAUUUGAAGAAACACUUUAGCAAAGGGGCAUCGCUGAAAUUAGACUAGGUUUCACGCUAAGCACAGCAAACUGCAUGAAAGUCUCUGCCAUGCCAGAGCAAUUAAGUGGAUUUCUUGGAGAGACUUCUUUGCUGGUCUACUCUACCAUCCCAAGGGAGGUUUAGAUCAAGGCUGAGGGUUGUUUUGAAUGUAUUAUUUGGUAUAAAGAUCCUAAUCUAAGAGACUAGAAGAAAUUCAGUUAUUUUGGUUCUGGAGUUGACUGGACUGAAAACAAUUGUCACUAGAAGCAGGAUUGGUUUUCUUUACGACUAUAUAUACUUUCCAUUACUAAAAACUUUUUUCUCCCCACGUGACGCUUCACUUGUAUUGUAAAGGCAUCAAAUGUAACUCUUCUCUAUGCAAAGACUACUGGAGUGGAUGCACCCAAAAUCGAUCUUUUCAUGGUACUGGACCCUUAAAAAUGGGGGCGGAGAGGUGGAGGAGGAGUUGGGCAAAUAUUUACCUUGUAAAAUAUUUUCCCUCAAUAAACUGUGUGUGGUUUAGUACAUUUAUAAUGCUAAAAUAGUUAAUGUGCCUAACUGCUAAGCAAUGGAAAUAAUCUGUCUUUUACUGUAAAGGAGAAAUAGAAACUAACUUAAAAAUGAGUUAGUUAAUGAGUAGUGAUGGAAAUAAAUUCAACACAGGGGGGGAAUUAAAAAAACCCUCUUGCACAAAGCCUAUGAACAGUGCUCUGCUGGUAACUUAUUCAGUAGUGUGCUCAGACACAAUGGAGCAUAGCUACUCUUUCCCCUACAUUCUCUGUACCACACCAAAAUUCAGAAACACAUUUUUAAUUACGUGGGUUAUAUUCAGUCAGCAAUUCAGAUUCUGUCUUUUAAAUUCAAUAAGAAUUAGGAAGCUGUCUAAUAGCGUGCUGAGUUACUGCAAUGACUUCUAAUAUAGUUUCCCCCACAGAGGUAGUGACUAAGGGAUCCUAUUCAUAAAAGAGCUAUGCCCCAUUUCACAGGUUUUCUGCAGAGGCCAGUAAGGGAGAACAAGUACAAAUACUCAUUCUUUGUGCUUUCAUUGUAUAAGGGGAAAUAACUCAGAGCUGAAUAAGGCACUCAGAGGAUAAACAUGAAUCAAUCAUCAGUUCUGGAAAGUUUGCAUCCAAUAAUAAUAAAAGUAAAGUGCAAACUAAAAGUGUUUUGACCUUGCUUGGUUCUUGAUAUAUAAAAGUUGUCAAAAGUUUUCCCCCUCUCAAACAACUUGUUUUUUCCUACUUGCUUUUGAUAUUGGAAAUAUCAACUUUACUUCUCUCUCUUUGCUGGAGGGUCUUACCCAGGUAUUAAGAGGCUCUGACUGUGAUGUCAUAUGAACUGCAGCUUUCCCUGCCACCAGCUGAGGAAAAGAGGGGACAACAUAAGAAUUAGUUGGGGGUGAAAGAACUGCAGCACAUUUUAUUGCUUCCUCUGACAUUACACUUCAUGUCCUCUAAACAUCUCGCCCAGAACCACGCAGGAAGUGACAACCUGUUGUUUCAAAAGCAAUCCAAAAUAGAUAUUGUUUUGGGGGAAACAAGUUAGAUUAUACAACAGGACAAGGACAAAACAUUUUUUUCCUUUACAGUUCACCUUGGAGUGGAACUGGCAAGCCAGUUAAUGGGCAAACUGUCACUGACCUGAGAUACACAGCAGAGGAUUUGGAACAAGGGAAGGGUCACAUUUUAGCCCAUCUAGUAGGAAACUGAUAUUCACAACAAUGCUGGAGUGACUGAGGCCAAGCUACAAUAUCAGUAAAAGUCAGCAUAACAAAAAAAUGCCCACAACCCUGGCCUUGCAAAUAAAACAUAUUUCCCUCCUCCCCACACAUACAUCGAUAGAUCAGAUUGUAGACCUAACCAAAUUGUGUAACAGUAUUUACAGGACUACAACACAGUUCAACAACAUGAUCAUAAUGUGGUUCAGUCUAAUCUAGAAUGGCAAACUCACACCUAGUGUUACUAUGGGCCUACAAUGUUCAUCAUCCUUGACUGCAGUCGACUAGCUUGUGAGGAUAGGUCCACUGCCACCUAUGCCAGACCUUGACCAAUAAUGGAAACACAUGAUGAUUUCUGUUAAAGUACCAAUUAAGCACUUACUUCUUAGCCUGGACAACAUAGGUAGGGAACAGUGCUACAUCAGUUGGAUAGCAAACAGGUUACAGCGGAAGCAAAGAUGGCUUUGGGUCACAUGCAUUGUAGCUUGAUUCGGGUGCAGGAGCCAUAGCUUUCCCACUUGUAUGUUAAUUUUCUUGAGUGUGACAUGUACAGCGUGAAAGCAUUUAUUGCUGACUUCAAACUGGAAAUACAAUUAAUACUUGAGUGGAUCAGCUGAUUAACACGUUUACUUUUUUUUUUUUUAACGGAGGCUUGAUAUGGCUAGUGAUUUUAAUGUGAGAAAAUGUAAAACGCAUUUUGGCUCUAAAUACCAUACACUGACCCAUAUGCUGCUAGACGAAAAGUAGAAUGCAGUGAAUAAAAAAAUUAGAUUCAGGUUAGCAGUGGCAUAUGUAUACUACAGUCAUACAAUUUGUCCCAGAAUUUACCAUUCUUAGAGAAUCCUAGAAUAUCAGGGUUGGAAGGGACCACAGGAGGUCAUCUAGUCCAACCCCCUGCUCAAACAGGAGCAAUCCCCAGACAGAUUUUUUGCCCCAGAUCCCUAAAGGGUCCCCUCAAGGGGAUUGAACUCACAACCCUGGGUUUAGCAGGCCAAUGUUCAAACCACUGAGCUAUCCCUCCCCCUCUGUGCUCUAGAGAGUCAGCUUUCAUUAAUUAAAUAAAAAAAAAAAGGCAUUGAGCCCUUUUAGUUGCAGACAUAACAUCAAAAACAUAAACCAAGCGUAACCAGUGAUCAUCCAAAUCGGCAAAGAGCCUGAAACAAUGAGAGGAAUAAACAGCCCUAGUCAAUACUUGGGGCCCCAUGGACUUUGCAAUUGUGGAGCUGUGGAAUUUGGCAUGUUUCAAUGCUACCACAAAAUUAAUAAUUUUUUGCUGCACAGUUUAUUUUGCUGCAGCCAGAUUCCUGCCACUUUAUUUUCUAUCUCACUGCCCUUGUGGGAUGUGCCAGCAGCUCCCUCUUGCUCUACAUCUUUCCCCUCAAGGGAGAAUUAAUUGCAUGACAGUACAUGUUCUUUUCACUGUUCUAUAUCAUCAAGAAGAGGAGUGGGGGAGGGAGUCAGAGCUAGAGUUCAGUUCGCAGAUAGGGAGCAGGUGGAGACAAAGAUAGGGGUUAGGCAAUAGAGCAGCAGUUAAGCCCAAGGAAACUGAGAAAAUGAAUGAAUUAAGUUGACUACAAGCUCCCACUCUCUCUGAGCUGGCCUUCCCAAACAACAAUGCAACUGCUGAAGCAAGGAGAACACAGUGAAAUAUUCAAGUAUCAAAAAUCAUUCAUGAAUUGUACAUCACCAAGUGUUUUCAGCUAUGAGCCAAAGUUAUGCAUGCACAUGUGUUAGGAUGUGGCAUGAUUCAAAUGGCAAUGAAGAGUAAGCCAUGGAGAUACAAUAACUAGCUCCAAUGUACAGCACAGGCAGUACACAAGGCCCUGGGUCUGAAGACGGAAACCCACUGCUCAGUUGCAGCAAAAAGACUCAUGAGAUUUUAGGCACCAUCAAAAAGAUUACAAAGAAGACAAGACAUUCUGCCUUCAUACUAGAUCAUGGUGAGACAUCUUCUGGAGCACCUUAUCCAGUGUUAGACCCUGCACCUCAAUCAGGAUGUGCAAAUCAUCAAGAGCCAGAGAAUUAUUAUGGUAACUGAACACAAUAUGGAGGGUCUUAAUUAUAAUGAAAAGUUCAAGAGUUAGGUAGGAUCCACAAAGGGACUUGGGUGUUGCAACGCUGAGCGGCAUGGCACCUAGCUUUUAGGUGCCUAGAAAAUCAUAGGAACACCACUGUGAUCUACAAAGCCUGUUAGGCACCUAGGCUCCUAUACAACAAAUGGGGAGAGACAGGUGCCUAAUAAUAUGCUCCAUAAAAGCCAACAUCCAAACAGAGCCCCGCUUUCAGAGAUAGGCGCUCAAGCCUGGGCUGCAGGGAGAACCUUAUCUCUACUUAGAGAUCCAGAUGGGACCUCCCCCAGCUGGUGUCAGGCAGGUUGGGUGCCUAAACCACUUCUGGAGGAAAUGAGUUAGGUGCCUGCUUUACUCCACAUAAAAUGGCCAGAGGAGAACACGGUUUUAAAAUGCCCCACUUACAACUUUUAGCCCAGGGGUUAGAACAUUUACUUGGAAUGUGGGAGACCCAGUUCAAUUCCCACUCUAGCCCCAGAGCUCUAGGAGAUAUUCUAAUGUGGGGCCCCCUCACUCUCUCCUGCUGAAAUUGUUCCACUGUAGCUAAAUAAUGAAAGUGUCAUUGGAGCAGGGGGACUGGACUUGGGAUCUGUGCCCUCCCAGUUGUGUACCCUAACCACUGGUCCACAAAAUCAUUCUCUCUUACUCUGCCCAAAGACUAUUUAAGUGUUUAUCCACAGUGGAACAGUCAUCGGGCCAGAGAGAGAAUGAUUCUGUAACUAGUGGUUAGUCUACUUUGAAAAUAUAGGUGCCAAGUGAGUUUAGGUGUAUGUGGGAUUUGGUGGGAAUUCUGCGGAUCACAAUGGAGCCAAAACUAGGAUUUACAUACAUAAACCCAAGGUCCAGAUUCCUAAGUGCUUUUGUGAUCUGGAUCUUUAUGUUUAUAGGUGUUACUGCAUAUAUAAGUACAUAGAAAGGAAAGAGAAUUGUGGAAUCUCUUUGAACUGAGCAGUAACAAGGUGCCAAUCUAUUGGAAAUCUUAAAAUAGAUUAACAUUUAGGAGACAUAUUCUCACCCUUAGUUCUCUUGACGGAGGGACUUCAGCAGGUUAAAAUAAUCUCCAGAUCCUCUCUUCCUCACCCUAGCCUGAGCAAGCUCUCCGCUGCUUUUUUUCUCCCUCAACAAUAAUUUUCCCACUUGACUAGCCUCCCAACUAAUAGACAGUGCCUGUAGCCCAACCAUUGUCAGUGGGUUGGCACUAACAGUCUAGUAUUGUCCACUCUGGCCUUACCACUACCCAUCAACACCACAUAAACACAUUGCUGGCUCUAUGUUCAUUUUCUCCCCAACUCCACGCCAUCCCCAAAUUUUGGCUUGACCUUCCCGGUCAGGACCUGUCUUUCCUUGAUAGUUUCUUAGGAAUUAAAUACACAAUAGGGCUUUUAUCCUCAGAGAGAGAUCCAGGCUGAGAGUAGGAGCUAUUUUACCAAAAUUCAAAGGUGGGAAAGAAGGAACAGGUGAUUAUUUGAGCAUUGACAAUAUUUUUGUAUAUAUAAAUUGGAUUACAUUCCUAACUACAUGCACAUGAUUAAAUAGAUUGCAAAAUCAAGAUUAGGCACUGGUUAUCAUUGAUUCUUCCCACCUUCUAUACAGACUGACAUUCUGUUGCCUAAAAGAGCCAAGGGGAUGCCACUUUUCGGAUGCAUAAAUUGGUCCAUUGGACAGCCCUUGUGUUUUUCCUUUCAACGAAGGAAAUUAAUGUAGAAACUUCAAGUAACAUUAAGGUUCUCAGAGAUGUAAGAAAAUUCGGGAUUUGGGUCUGAAACACCAUCCUGAACUAGCGCAUCUGUGCCUGGCUAUUGCAGGGGGAUAUUUGAACAGUGUGUGUUGGUACAUCCCAUAGGUGCUCAAAUACUAUUGUGCAAGGGAGCAAGCUAAUCCUUUUGUGUUGAGAGAUGUAUUUUCCUGGCUGUGAAUCCACCAAAGGUGCUAGUGCUAAAAUAAAAAGGAAUUUCCAUGCUUUCAGUGGGGGUCUUUUUGGUAUGUAUGGUUUAAAAGACAGGAAUAGAUGUACAUGAAAUCAGUCAUAUACCUGAAACAUGUAAAUUUUGAUGUACAUUAAAUAUAUAAAUAUCAAAUGGAAAAAUUCUUACCAACAAUCUCCUUUCUCCUAGCAUCUCCCACAAGACAUCUGGGCUGCUCCUCUCCAUACUGCAGCUCUCAGAGGGGGUCCAAAGUUGCAGUGCUGCAUGUGCUGGCCACCCCUCUCCCCCCAGCUUGGUGCCAGAUGAAUCAUUCCAAUGCUGCACAGAACUCAUAGAAAGAUAUUAGUAACUUCAGUGGGAACACAACUAUGUAUAAUGGGCAUGUGGCCAGCAGCUCCAGAUAGAUUACCCAUUAAGCCGAUGAAAUUUGACCCAGGGAGGAGGAGAAAGGGUUAAGAAAAAGAACUGAUUGCCACUGCUGAAAACAGGCAAGAAAAACAGCCAAGGGAACAAAAGAAACAAUAGCAGCUAAACCUGCCAACUGACUGCUGCCACGGAGGCAGAGAAUCUGGUGGCAAGCAGGAGCAGGAGACAUGGUCAGUGCAUGUAGCACUGCAACUUUGGCCCGCCUCUGUGAGCUGCAGCGUGGAACAGCCCAGAUGUCUCAGAAUUGUGAGAGACGCUAGACUACAGAAAAUAUGUCUGCUGAAGUUCUGUAUUAUUUAAAAAAAUUUAAAAUCACCUCAACAUGUAAGAGCUAUACAUGGUCUCUAAUUUAACUCUAUCUCCCCCUUGAACAAAAUACCCGGUUUCAGAGAUUUUAAAGGAUAGGACUAUCAUUCUACCCAAACAAACACUAACAUGGAAGAUAUGGACUCAUAUUUUACUCACACACCUUCCUCUAUAAAUACGGUUCUUGACAUUUAAAAUCACAUUCAAUUAAUAUACUUUUAAUUUUUAAGCAUUAUUUUAUGAAAUAAUUAUAAAAUAUCAACCAUAGUCCUGCAAUCUCUAGCAUUCAUGAUGGACAUUUGAUGAAGUUCCCUACCAAUAGGCAAAAUUUUAUAUACUGAUUGAGAGAUUGUUCGUUUCUGGAGACCUUUAACUACUGCCCCCCAUCAGCAGCACCAAUGCUGGUAUAAGAGAGAAGAGAAUUAGGCCCAGAGUUUUAAAGUUGGUGUUAAAUAUAAUAAAAACAAAACAGACUACCAAAAAUAAUUAUUGAAUCAUCAAAACGUUGACAUGCCUAAGCUGAGUCUUGUCGAAAUUUAGGCCCCAGCCCAGCAAAGACUUAAGCAUGUGCAUAAAUUUACUCAUGUGAUUAGUCCCUAUUGAAGUCUAUGGGACUACUUGAGUGAGUGAUCUAAUGCACAUGCAUAAAACCUUAUAAGACUGGGGUCUUAAAUGAUAAUUUUAUGGAUCAAGGACCAUAUCUUUUUAUUAGAUCUUGUCUGUAUUAAAAGUUGCAUAGGUUUAACUAAAGAGAUGCUUCUAAAUGGAUUUAUUUAAACCAGCACAAACCACACAGGUUUGUACUGGUUUAACUAAGCCGAUUUACCUUUAUUAAAACCGGAGCAGUUUUUAAUACAGACAAGGGUUUUGUUUCUGUAAAGCACACAAUACAUUGAGAGUGUUGUAAAAAUAACAGUAAUAAAUAAUAAUGCCAUCUUGCUUGUGUAAUACGCAUUUUUUGCCAAAGGAAAAGGUUAAGAUGUCUAAGAAAAACAAUGUAGUUUGAGCCAUAUCGGUCCCAGGAUAUUAGAGACAAGGUGGCUGACGUAAAAUCGUUUAUUGGACCUUCUUUUGUCUUCUUGUCUCUCUCACCAACUGGAGUUGGUCCAAUAAAUGAUAUUACCUCAUCCAUUUUGCCUCUCAAAAAGAUACAGGACAUUUUCACAGCAGUUUGGAGGUUAGCUAUAUUUAUUAGAAUGUCAAAUUAAUGUGAAUAAAGCUUGAUUGCAUAUUUUCUAGGGAAAAUAAUGGCCGUUAUCCCAGCCUGUCAUCGGCUGCCAGAAAACGUGCGCCCUAUUUAUUAUUAUGAGAAUAUAAAAAUGUUUAAAAAUUAACUCUUUGCAUGUUAAUUUGAGUUGGUGGUUGCUAUUGCUAUAAUCUUGGCUACUUCUUUUCCUAACAGUUAACUAACCAGAAAGCAGGAUUUCAUUUUCAACAUGCCAUUAGAUUUAUAUUGGUUGAGAUUUCAGAAUAAAAAUAUCAGUCACAACACCACUAAAUAACUAAAAGAGCAAAUACUGUUCAUACUCAAAAUGGCUUUUUCUCCCUCACACUCAUUCUCUUGGACAUCACUGCAACCUUCCGCCUUGUGGAAUAUUCACGAUCUCCUUAGUUCUGCAGCCAUGAUUUUUUUCUCUUCUUGGAUGUUUCUGAUUCCACAUAUCAAACUCCUCCAUCUCCUUGGUAGUAGUUCUGCCUCUGCACAAGGCCCCCUCCUCUAAGGCAUCCUAAAAGGUUUCAUUCUUGAUUCUAGUUUCUACACAAUUUCUUAUGCUUGAUUAUAUUAUAUCACCUUCGUCUUUCUAUCAUGUUUCUAUACUCAGAUCUGUAUAUUUUGGUAUUUUUAAUACCCAGCCCUUUUAACUUUCUCUCUUCCUGAUUUCACCAGUAAACUAUAAUCUCAAUUUCUUUCAACUACUUCUUAAAAAGUUAUCUGAGGCAACAAAGUAAUCCUAAAACCCAAUUCUUUAUCUUAUCUCCUCUUUUCAACUCAGACCUUCCAUUUGCCUCUGGCUACAACCUUGGCAUUAUCCUUAACUCUGAACUCUCUCCUUGUUCUGCAGCUCCUAUUUUAGUAAAUCGACCUAGCUGCAUUUCUAUAAUAUUGCCCAGGUAAGAGUCUAUCAACUCCACCUGUGCUAAAACCAUCAUCUCAUCACUACCUUUGCCUCCUCAGCUUGAUUAUUACGAGGCCCCUUUUUAUGGUCUUUCUAAUUAUCAAGCUCUAUAAAACGUAGGAAGGAAGGUAGGAUAAGAUAUUAGGAAACCACCAUUCUUGGGAAAACUAUAAGAACAAAUGUUAUUAACCUAGUUGGCUCUUUUGCCCAGAGUGCACCACACCAACUAGUGCCGGUAAUAGCUCUACAAAGAAAGCAAUUGCUCUCCAGCGAGCAGUGGGGUUCAGUGCCGCAAUCCUGACAUUAUAAGGCAAUAGCAUCCAAUACCAGGACCACAGUAUCCUAGCUGGUAAAAUCACCAGCUUAAUCAGGCAUUCCCCCAACCCCCGCUGCCGCUUAUUAUCCUGAAACACUGUCAGCACAACAAUUAGUUUAUCAAUGAAAGGCUCUGGGCAUAGUUUUCAGAGGUGCUGAAAACUCCCAUUACUCCAACAGGAGUUAAUUCUUAGUGCUCAGCACCUCUGAAAUAUCAGAGAUUUGUCCUUAGGUCUAAUGGAAGAAAAUAUGGUUGAUUGAUCAGGAGAAGUGUGAAAAAGAAUAGCACUACAGAAAGGAUACCAUGAGAAAGCCCCUUUCGUCAUUUCUUCCCCAGCCCCAUGUCCAUUACUGUAUUUUGAAACAGUUGUUGGGGAGCUGGCAAAUCUCCCUCAAGUACAGCUCAUACCUGAGUGAUUUACCAUUACUGGGCUGCCCUAAAUUUAACCUUUAAACAGAGGGAAAGCAGUUUAGGAAUAACUACCCAAAUUAUUUCCUUCAAAUAGUGUCAGAGAUUUCAUAGAGAUUUUUACGAGAGAGUUAAGUUUUUCAGGCAUCUGAGAAAAUCCUGCUAUCUGAGGCCUGAAGUGAAGUUGAGUGAAGAACAAGCUGUGUGGUUGGAUUUUUAUGAGAGGAAAAUCUGUUAUGUGAAGGAUCCUAAUAAAAAGUUAGGCCUGACUGUCAACCCAUGUAUAUUUUUGUAUAUUAGCCCUUUGAUUUUAUUCUGCAGUGUUGGUAUAACUUCGUUGUAUUUUAUCUGUAAAAUAAAUGAUCAUAUUUAAUGUGACUGGAUCUAUUGUUGGUGCAAACAGGCCAAUCCACAGAGAAGGCUUAUCAAAGGAAAUCCUGUCUCUAUCCCAUCAGCCAGGGAAGCAGACAGAACCAGUUGUAGUAAAACCCCUGUCCUAAGUUCUCAAGGACCUAAAAAGUACCUGGAUGGGGAAUCGAGCUUAUGGGUGCAAUAUAUUUGUAUUGAGAGUGUUAUUUGUAUCAGAGUAGGGCCUAGCAGGCCCCGUCAUGGAACUGGACCCCACUGCACCAGGCACUGAACAAACACAUAACCAAGAAGACAGUCUUUGACCCAAAGAGCUUGCAGUUAAGUAAAUGUCUGGGGCCUCCCCAUGUUAACAUGGUGAGUGGAGGUGAGGAUGUUGAGGAGAGACCCUGAUCAAGAAAUGUUUGUAACAAAUUUUUAACAGUGAGCGUAAUUAACUGCUAGAACAAUUUACCCAGGGUUGUGGUGGACUUGAAGUCUUUAAAACAAGACUGGAUGUCUUUCUAAAAGAUAUGCUAUAACUCAAUCAGAAGCUAUGGGUUUCAUGCAGAAAUUACUGGGUGAGGUUCUAAGGUCUAUAUUUUGACCUUAAAAUCCACGAUGUACUAAAUAUCAGCGAGCACUGAUAUCUCACAGAAAUAGUACCUUAAAGGACAAAGGAAUCACAGGCAAGGAAAGCUGAAGCUUGAUGGUGUCUAACUAUUAUUUUCUUUGCGUCAUAUUUGAACGAGAGACUUAAUGGUCUCUAUGAAGACAGAGCCUAUACUUUGCCCUAUCUUCAGAAGAGAUGAUAAUUUUAUGACUAGCCAGAAACUUGCAAUUAAUGCUUGGGUUUGCCUGUGUCCAGCAGUAGUUUCCAUCUUCAGCAGUAAUGCCAGAGUAUAUCCAAGUACCCCUUUCAGCUCUUCCUCUAAUGGAAUUUGAUAGUAGCUUUUCCAUUCUCUAUUUUCAGACAACUCAUGCUAGGAUAGAAGUGAUACACAAUAACAGGAUUAACAAUGCAAAACACUAGUAAUCUCUUCAGAAAACUGUAAUACAGACAGGAGGCUCAGAUCCUCAUCUUUAGUUAUAAGUUAGAUUUUUGGACAGUUUAUAAGAGUAGAGAGUUACAGAAUCAUUAGCUAGAAAGCCCUGAGCCACUGCAAAAAAGAGAAACCCAUUGCUCAUACAUGACUCAAAAUUCAUUUUAAAGAACUUUUUACAGAAACUGCACAAAAGAGGCAAAAGACAAGUGUAAAUAAACCUGUUUUCUUGGUUCAUAGUGAACCUACUGGCUCAGAAGAUAAAGGGAAAACAACAUACAGUGAACAAGUUUUGAAUGUAUAUUUCACUAGCACAGAUUGACCUGUUAGGUACAAAUGAGAAGUUCAGUAAAACUGUAAGCAUGGUGGUUUGAGAAGCAGGAGGACAACUAAGCGGGGGAAGUCAUUAGGCUCAAGAGCACAAGGAGAGCUCAGUGUAUGAACUUAUUGUCCUAUCUGACUUAAUAUGUGAGUGUUGUGGUGGGCAUUUGCAAGGAAGAGCUAUCCAGAUUAGUUAGAAAUGCACAGAACUAUUCAAGGACAUAAUAAUAUAGGAUUUUUCCCACUCCUUGAGGCUGCUGCGGUUAAUUGUCUAAUAAGUUAUUUUCCAGUCAGAUAUCAGUGCUGUGGUUACAGUAUAUAGGCAACCAGCCAAAUCUCAGGCAAUAAUGAAGCUACUAAGUUGUAUUUUUUGUUUUUUAUUCUCUCCCAGUACAUAACACAUUAUUUAAGGCAAAAACGUUGCCUGGUAAGACUAACUAUAUUACUGAAACUUCCAAUUUUUGUUUCAGAGGUUGAUAGUGAUCCAGUGCCUAUGCCUACUUGGCUCUGGGACCUUGGCCAUUAAAAGGACCAGUCACUUUGAGUACACUUAAGCCCUUCAAAAGGGGUUCAUGAGGUUUAUUCCUUUCCUAUAGACAGACAGAUGGUUAAAGGAAGAUGGCCAAUGCAAGCAAGGAAAAACUCCUUUCUGGCAUUUGCUAAUGAACAGACCACCCCAUAGCAAAUUCCCAGAAUAAGAUACUCCCUGCUAAGGCAGCAAUUGGAACUACAAUCAUGAGCUUAUCUUUUGAAAGUUCAGACCAGCAGUUGGAGGAAAAAAUACAUCACAGUGUACAAAUGCUAGCCAGAUAGGUAGGUGGACUUAAACAGGCCCACAUAUGAAUGUUGUUAUGAAUCAUGGGCAAGAUGAAGCCUCAAGAACCUGGCAGUGUAGCUACAGAUGCUACGAUUCCUUCCCCCACAAAGAAAAAAUGCUGUUUUUGUAACCCAACUAGCAAUUACAGACUGCAUGGAAGAGGUAAAAAUGUACAGUAUGCCUCUCAAUUCAAGAACACAACUAGCAUUAGGCGCUGUGGAGUGAGAAUACUGUUUUUGUACCUCAUCUCUAGAGUCACUACAAAGCACUGCAGUGCUCACAGCCUUUUACAGACCUGGGGAGUAGAAGAGGACUAAGACUUAGUUAGGGUUUUUCAUCUUGCUGCAUUUUAUUUGAGCCACAUGAAUCAAUAAAUGCUUGGUUCCUUAUGUAGCAUUAUUUAGUGAUCCAUAGGUCACCUGCUCGUUUGAAAGUAUGCUUGUGAAAUAGCUUAAAAAUUGGGCUGAUUUUCACAGCUUUUGUGGUUAAGUUGCCUGGUCACUUCUGCUGAGAAUUUCAUCCUAAACUUGUAAAAUUCUGCAAAAUUCUUUUGGCUUAUAGCUAAAUAAAACCAAAAUAGAGAGUCUCUCAGAUUCCUUUUCCAUCUGUCCAAAUGCAACGUCCAUUCACUGCACACUCAUGCUAUGCAGCUUUAAGCUCUAAUGGACACACAUUUGCUCCUAUAUGGUAGUUUCCCUGGCUUGUCUUGAAAAGAGAUGCUUUCUCUAUAUGUUCUGGGAACUGUAACUCAUAUGCUCUACUGUCUGCCCAGCUAAUAAGGUCAGAACAACUCCUUAUAUAACAAACUAUGUAUAAAACUAACAGGACACACAUUAGAUGGAAUAAAAACUAGCUCACUGAUAGGUCUCAAAAUUAGUUGUUCAUGGGGAGACAUCCAUGAGUGAGGCCAUUUCUAGUGGAAUUGCUUAGGGAUUGGUUCUUGGUCCAAAGCUAUUAAUUUUUUUAUCAGUGAUCUAGACAUGAUAUAAAAUGUUUGCUGGUAAAGUUUGCAGAUGACUGGUGGGAUAACAAGUUACUGUUACAGUGUGACCUGAGUUAUCAGGUUAAAUGGUCACAAUCCAAUAGAAUAUGUUUUAAUACAGCCAAAUGCAAGGUAAUACACCUGGGAACAAAGAAUGCAAGCUAUACCUCCUGGAUGGGAAAUUGUCUUGGAAAGCAGUGAUUCAGAGGAGGACUCCACAAUGCAAAGUGGGCAGAUAGGGUGCAUCUCAAAGUGCAACACAAGCAUUGUUCAAUACCUCCAGCUGAGUACUCUCGCAUGGGCUCAAUGCACAUUUAUACAUAUUUUUUAAGGGUUUUAAGUAUGUGGGGAUUGGUGGGUGGGCUGGGCAACAACACAUGGCAGAACAUGUGGCAAGUCUGCAAUGUAGACAUACCCUGUAACAUCUACAUAAGCAAACAAUGUGAAUGAGCAGUAAAAAUACCAUAACAGCCAUGCUGACUAAAGCACAAGGAAUGCAAGUGCAGAGGUCUCCUUUUAAAGUCACAGAUGACACUCAGGGGUUUUUCUCCCCCCCCUCUAAUGUUUUCCAGGUCUAUCUGACCCCAACAUGCACUACACUAUAAAUAACAAUUUUCGUGCAAACCCGUGCUUCUUCAUACAUUAAGUAUUCUCAAAGUAGGAUGAGAUAAAUCUUUCUGCAUUGGUUUUAUCAUCCUUCCUGUUAUGGUUUUUGUGUAGCAAAAAAAGUCACUAAAAAGGUAAUGCGAUCAGUUAGACCCCUCAAUGGGAGUCAGUGGGAAAUAUGAAAGUACUAUGCUUGCCAGGUCUUUGGGGGUCUCUUGUACCCCAAACACAUUCAAAAAAAUUAAACAAAACAUGAUAGGCAAACCACUUUCUUCUUUUUUUAAGUAUUCUCAACCUAUGAUGAUGACAACCUGUUACCACUAAUUUUGUCUGCAUACCUGUCCAUGAGUUUUACUAUAUACCCCUAACUAAAAUUUGGGCUGGGAGACCACAAGAGCUCUGGAGAGGCCGCCUAGGGGCGCUGCAGGGGCCCAGAAUCCCCACUGGUGCUGGGGGGGAGAGGCGGGGAACCCCCCCUCCCGGUAAGGGUACCCCAACCCCUGCCCCAGCCCUGAGUUCCCUCCCGCACAUCCAAACUGCUGCUGCUGCCCAACUUGGGCAGCCCCUGAGCCAGUACCGGCCACUGCAGAAGUUACCACAGAAAGUCCUGGAAACCGUGAUCUCCAUGACAGACACGCAGCCUUAUUCGUAGCAUCAUAGUUUCAGCAGUUUUUGCUUUUCAAAUAAAAUGCACCAACAUAGUCUUGGGGGUCUGUGAGACCCCAGAUAACAUUUGCCUUGUGUAUUGUUACAAUUGUCCGGCAAAGUGAGUUAAGAGAACACUGUCAAACUGAUUUUCUGGGAAGCUUACUCUUGUUAGGAAGAGUUUCUGGGGAAGCCACAAUUGCCAGAUACAUUUUCUGGCAGCACACACUUGACAGAUGCUGUUACUGGGACAAAGACUGGUAUUGAACAUGCACAUUGCAUGUCUGAAUGCAUAUAUUGUUUGGAUUUUGUUGAACCACAACUGGUAUAAUAAAUCUUUGCGUAAGAGACGGAUGUUUCUCAGGGACCUGGGUACAGAAAUAGUGAAACUACUGGUGCAGGAAAGGAACACUGCAGUCUUGCCUCAGGCUACUAGGGAAGCCGUGUCUGGUGUGCUGGGUACUGAUCCAAAGCCUGAGAAAUGGGGAAGAUGUUACAUCUGUUCCAGAAAAAUACAUCAAAAAUGUGCAACGACUAAAAACUUUGUAUGUUCAGAACAUAUUUCACCUACUUUCUCCAGUCAUUCAAAGUAAUAGGACAUUUCCUGCCUGUGUGCUCCUUUUGUGCCUUUUAUAUUGUUUCUGUCUCUAACUAUUUUCAUUGUCUAACCAUGAGGUCAGUUAGAGCCCCAACAUAAUUCUGUGCAGUGUACUUCUGAAUCUAGAAAAGUUUUAACUUGUUCAUUGUUUUAUAGUUCACUGGUUACAAUAAAGCUAGAUUUAAAUGA
Malaclemys terrapin pileata is the source of this 26420-nucleotide messenger RNA. RefSeq names its product aminopeptidase O (putative) (gene AOPEP). NCBI's taxonomy places the organism in Eukaryota, Metazoa, Chordata, Testudines, Emydidae. The transcript has 19 exons. Gene Ontology annotation, cellular component: nucleolus. Gene Ontology annotation, molecular function: metalloaminopeptidase activity; zinc ion binding. Bases 4882 to 7407 code for a protein of 841 amino acids. The record is from RefSeq and is a predicted model, not a curated record.